AUGAUCACGAGCCUCAACCUGAGCUAUACGCUCUGCAGUUUCAACAUAAACAGCUAUUCUGCUUCUACUAUUUCCAAUAAGAGAAUGGCCCCGGCUCUUGCUGCAAAUCCUAUCAAUGGCGAAAAGGAGAUUGUUCGUCCAGUUGCCAACUUCUCUCCAAGCUUAUGGGGUGAACAGUUUAUCAAUUUUGCAUUUGAUGCCGAGGAGAUUGUUCGCCCGGUUGCAAACUUCUCUCCUAGCUUAUGGGGCGAACAGUUUAUCAACUUUUCUUUUAAUACCGAGUUUGCGGAAAAAUAUGCCAACGAGAUCGAAGGGUUUAAGAAUGAAGUGAGAACCAUGCUGACAGCUCCCGGAAAAGACAAGGUGGAGACCAUGAAUUUGAUCGACACACUCGAGCGUUUGCGUGUUUCGUAUCAUUUUGAAAGCGAGAUUGAAGAACUAUUAGAACGUUUCUUUAAUCUCAACUCAAACUAUGCAGAUGAAGCCUAUGAUUUGUACACUGUUGCACUUCAUUUUCGUUUAUUCAGACAACAUGGCUACCGUAUAUCUUGUGAUAUCUUUAAAAAAUUCAUAGACGAGACUGGAAAAUUCAAAGAGUCUAUUACGAGCGAUGCAAGCGGAUUGCUGAGCUUAUAUGAAGCUGCAUAUUUAAGAGUGCAUGGAGAAGAUAUACUAGAAGACGCCCUCGCUUUUACAACAGAUAACCUAAAAUCCAUGGCACCAAAUCUAGGCUCUACCCUUGGGAAACAAGUAGCUCAUGCCCUUGUUCAGUGCAUCCAUUUUGGGAACCCAAGAAUUGAGGCACGUAACUUUAUCUCCAUCUACCAAGAAGAUGAGUCCAAGAAUGAAAUGCUGCUGAGGUUUGCCAAAUUAGACUAUAAUUCAUUGCAGAUGUUGCAUAAAAAGGAGCUCUAUGAAGUAUCAAGGUGGUGGAAAGAUUUGGACCUUGUUUCUAAGCUUCCAUACGCUAGAGACCGAGUUGUAGAAUGUUUUUUCUGGGCUAUGGGAGUUUAUCAUGAGCCUCAAUAUUCCGUUGCUAGAAUCAUGCUCACCAAAACCAUUGCAAUGACAUCAAUAAUAGAUGAUACAUAUGACGCCUAUGGCGUAGUUGAAGAACUCGAAAUUUUUACGGAGGCCAUUCAAAAGUGGGAUAUUAGCGAGAUUGAUCGGUUACCAGAAUAUAUCAAACCAUUUUAUAGUGCUCUUCUAAAUCUUUAUGAGCAAUUUGAUGAAGAAUUAUCGAAAGAAGGACGAUCUUAUGCAGUCUACUAUGCAAAAGAAGCGCUAAAAGAGCUUGUGAGGACAUACUAUGUGGAAGCCAAGUGGUUUAUCGAAGGAUAUUUGCCACCAUUUUCGGAGUACAUGAGCAAUGCCUUAAUAACGUGCACUUACGUUUAUCAUACAACUACAUCCUUAUUGGGGAUUAAAUCCGUCACCAAGGAAGAAUUUGAAUGGCUAAGCAAUAAACCUAAAAUGCUUGUUUCAAGCCUCAUAAUAUGUCGGCUCAUUGAUGAUAUUGCUACCUAUGAGGUUGAGAAGGAAAGGGCACAAAUCCACAAUCUUUUGCAAAGGCAAGUCUGUGUCUUGAGGCGAAAGCUUUGGUAUCCUCCGGGCUAA
This is a messenger RNA of Fraxinus pennsylvanica, 1617 nucleotides long. The record is from the annotation of a GenBank genome assembly. Lineage: Eukaryota; Viridiplantae; Streptophyta; Magnoliopsida; Lamiales; Oleaceae.